AUGAGUGCAAACUUUGAAAUAGGACAAUCUCAAGUAACAACAACACCAAUAAGCAAAGUUAAUAAUAUAAAAUCAAAUUUACAUAAGCGUAGAAGCCUGAAUGAAGACCUUUCACCUAUCACUCGUAAAUUUAUUAAACUUCAAUCAGACAAUGACGAUACACCAAAAAGUGCACCACAGCAAUCGCUUAUUUUCACCACACCACCUAUAUCUCGUUUAUGGUGUCCAUCAAGGCUUGAAAUGAUAGAUUUAUCACCUGCUUCACCAAAACCUAAAAAAAGAUCUCUUAUAUUUUUUAAUAAUUUAACACAUCCAUUUAUGUUAAACGAUCAUGCUACUAAAUAUCCACAUUUUUUGGAUAAAGAUUACUUUGAAAAAUUUGCGUUUAAACAUCCAACAUUAACAUCAUAUACAGAGGAGAAUUUUUUUGAGUAUAAUUUUUGGAUACUUAAAAAAAUUGGAAUUGGUGAAUUUUCAGAAGCAUUCAAAGUUAGAGAUAAAACUGGUAAAACAUAUGUGAUCAAAAAGGCUAAAAGACCAUUUAAAAAUCUUUGUGAUAGACAAGAUAAACUUGAAGAAGUUGAAAUUUUAUGGAAAUUGGGAAAACAUUCAAAUUGUCUAGAAUUAAUCUCUGCCUGGGAACAAGAAGGUUAUUUAUACCUUCAGACUGAAUAUUGUGAACAUGGCACUUUGGAAUAUUACCUAAAGAAUUACAAAGAGAACAAACUUCCUGAGUCAGAAAUCUGGAAAAUGAUUAACGAUAUUGCAAUGGGCCUUAAACAUAUUCAUGAAAGUAAUAUAAUACAUAAUGAUCUCAAACCUGGAAAUGUCUUCAUUACAAAAUAUGAUAGACUCAAGAUUGGAGAUUUUGGACUUGCAACACAUUGGCCAGUUCGUAUGGGAUUUGAUAAAGAAGGAGACCGUGUCUAUUUGGCUGGUGAAAUUUUAUCCGAGUCCAGAAACGAUAAGCCGGCUGAUAUUUUUAGUUUUGGCUUGAUAAUCCUAGAAUUGAGGUCACAAACACCAGUGUCCACUGAUCAACAAAUCGCAGGAAAGAAAAAUUUAAGACAACAUCCAUCAAGAUCAAAUCUUCAAGAAAAUUUACCACCAAAACCCCCAACACAAAAACAUAAUAAUUUACCACCACCAAUAUCACCCCAACAAUUUAAUUUUCUAAGCUUCGGUAACAAUCAGGGUAGCAGUGAUGAUAAUUCUGAUUCUUCAGAUGAUUCUACAACGGAUAAUAGUGAUGUUCUGGCAGAUAACUUGAUUGAUUUAAGUGUAAAUGAAGAUACUGAAUGGAUUUAUCCGGAACAACAAAAAUUAGAUAACCGCGCAUUUGUUGGUAAUCUUUUGCAUACUAUACCUAAAUCAAGGUUAGAGUCAACAUUGGAAGAACAAUUUGGAAGCGUUGUUGAAAUUGACUGCAUAUAUAAUAAGAGAUGUGCAUUUGUAACGUUCGCAAAUAAGACAUCAUAUGAUACUGCUAUCGAGAGAGGAUUCUUUUUCAUUGAAGGAAUAAAAUUGUCAAUUUGUAUGGCAAAAACAAAGAAAAGAAAUCCAAGCUUUAUUAAAAAAGCGGAGUGA
Messenger RNA from Entrophospora sp. SA101, 1587 nucleotides. The record is from the annotation of a GenBank genome assembly. NCBI's taxonomy places the organism in Eukaryota, Fungi, Glomeromycota, Glomeromycetes, Entrophosporales, Entrophosporaceae.